AUGAGCAUCAAAAGCACAAGGGGGAAAGAAUUGCCUAUUUAUGAUGGUUAUUUGUUUCAUGCCAUAGACAAAGAAAGAACACACUUUCGCUGCUCUUGUCGAAAGUGUAAAGUGACUAUAAUAAAAAACACAGAUGGAUGUUAUCAUUAUGGCAAAACAACAACUCACAUUCACAAAAAACAAGAUUUACGCAGAAAAAAUCAUUCAAAUUUUAUCAAAAAUGACUUACAAACUUCACCAACAAAAAAAUUAACAAUGAAAUCAUUUAUAACAAAAUACAAAAGAGGUUCGAUAGGAAUAACACAAUCGACAUUAGAACGUUUUGUUCAAAGAAACAAAGUUCACAAAAUUGAACCAAAUUCAUAUGAUGAUAUUAUAAUAAGUGUUGGCGACUUCAAUUUAUUAUUCAAAGAUGAGCAAAUUGGAAUACUUAUAUUUGGAAAUAGCGAACAAUUGACAAUGUUAGCAAGAUGCAAAGAAGUGUUUAUGGAUGGGACUUUCCGGAGUUGCCCCAAACAAUUUUAUCAGCUAUAUACACUGCAUUGUCAAUUACAAAACAACCAAACAUUUCCAGCAAUUCACUAUUUGUUGAAAAACAAAACUUUAAAUACAUAUGAAACACUUUUUAAUGCCAUUGAAUGCUUGCUAAAAGAAAUCAACGAAAAUUAUACUUGUUUUGGAAGAAACGUUGUUGUUGUGACUGACUUCAAAAAUUCGCUUAUCGCUGUUUUAAGAAAAUACAAAACUUUUGGUCUAAAGCACAAAGGAUGCCUUUUUCAUCAACGUCAAGCCAUACGAAAGUUUAUCAAUAAUGCUGGUCUUAAAUGUGAGUAUUCUUUAAAUACGGAAUUCAAAGCUGCAGUGAAAAUAUUAGAGUCCGUGUGCUUUUUGAAAAAAAGAUAUUAG
Messenger RNA from Entamoeba invadens IP1, 906 nucleotides. RefSeq lists its product as hypothetical. The coding region runs from base 1 to 906 and encodes 301 amino acids. The transcript has a single exon. The record is from RefSeq and is a predicted model, not a curated record. NCBI's taxonomy places the organism in Eukaryota, Evosea, Mastigamoebida, Endamoebidae.